UAUCUAUGGAACUAGUUGCCAAAGCGUCAUAAGGGACUCAUGUUACCAGCGACGCACAAACGUCAGACGUCAGCUGACCGCCAGUAGUAUCGGUCCCCACUUCCGACGUCUCUCGCGCUCAUUUUCAACAAUUAAUUACUCGAACACAAAGCCUCGUACGCAAUUUCGUAAUUCUCGAUUUCUAUCUUGUUUCUACACGUAGAACCACAGUGUUUUAUUUCGAGCCUCUUUCGUUUCAUCGCCUGUCCUAACUUGAUCGUUUCUUCUAUUAGGUGGACUGGAAAAUAAUGUCGUUUUUGCCAUCUGAAAUACUUGUUUAUCAUUUAUCAGUUCAUUGAUUUUUCUGGCAUUGAAAAUUUGCACAGUAGGCGACAAAAGGCUGCUGACAAUGAAGACGAUUGUAUAGUGAAUUAAAGAUAGAAAUUUAUUGGAAAGUUUGAAUUUAAUGUAAAAGAAACGACAUUACUUUUCGGUUUACCUAAUAUUAGGUUGUCCCAAAACUUUCUCUCGCUUUAUUAAUAAGUAAUACAUGCACAAUAGUUUAUGUUUUAUGUUACAUUACUGAAUCGUGCACGAUUCAUUUUGCUACAUCACUGUUACAACAUGAAUAUCUAUGAAAUUAGAUUGUCUAUUUAUAUAAACACGACCACAUCGAAUAAUUGAGUGGAACUUUCGGUCUACCUACUACAAUCUUGUCAUAACGUUUCAUUGUUAUUCGUGGGAUUGAUAUCAACCGUCGUUAACCCUUUGCUGUCCUAUGUCGAGUGAGACUCGACAGAACUGUACCGAAGUCAGAAAAUCUGGCUCGCAAAGGACACGCUACGCGAUCAUGCUCCCGGGCGUAGCGUUAUUGUCAUUGGCGGUGGCCUUCGCGAGCGCCGAGAGCAUCUUAACGACGGAGGUGUUCGUCAUUCCCAUCAGGCCAGAGACUUUCGACUGGAGCAGCGGCGACGGAAGAUCCGAUCAGUUUUCGUAUCAACCUUCGCUGCUGAACGCGCCCGACCUUCCCUCGUGGAUCCACUACACGUACAGCAAACGAGAUCAUCGCGGAUUUCUGUAUGGGGUCGCCCCCAAGGAUCAGAAAUACUUUCAGCUGGAGAUCGUGGGCCUGAACAAGCACACGUACGAAACGAGACACAAAGUCCUCGAUAUGAACGUCCUCGAGAAGGAGAAUCUGACCAAAUACGAGGUUCAUCUGAAAAUCGAUAAUCUGAACGUGGAGGACAUGUUCGACCGCAACAGAACCGAGAAGCUUCUCGAUAUAUUUAGGAAAAAGCUGUGGAAAAACGCUACGGAUCUGUACGUGACAUUCCUCGCGUCCGCCAUCGAGCUGGGUGCUCGCCUUCCUCUGAAACCGAGCGAGGGUGAAGGAGUCGUUGUGAGGCUAGGAAGUUCGUUACCGUUCUCGCAAGAGCUGAACGAACUGCAAGAAGAGGUGAAGCCACUGUGGAAAUUGUCUUCUUGUCCACGAGAUUUCAAGCGUACCAGCGUAGAGAGGCUCUUCAGGGAGGCGGAAUUCGCCUUGGACUGGUGUUCCUUCAAAUUGCUGGAGCAAGAGCAGCAGAGUUUGCAGCACGAGAGCUGGGCGAGCCAAGGGCCCAGCGUGAACGUGAUUGGUUUGCCUGGAAUUUCCGAGCACACGGAGUGGCGGUGGGCCAGGUCGACGAAAGCCAGCAUUCCUACUAGAAGUUACUUCAACGAAAUCGUCACCACGAUCUUCGUGCCCACGAUACUGCUUCUCGUGCUGGCCGCGUUGCUCAGCACCGUGUUGUGCUUAAACCACGAGAAGAUCGAGAAGAGGGAAUCCACUCCAGGAGAAGGAGUCGGCAAUAAUAACAUACAAAUGGUCCAGUAUGCUGCCAAUGAACGAGGAACUCUAAAGUCGCUCUCUGCACGACCUUCCAGCCCUAACGAUUCUCUAUCGCCAAGUCCUAGGAUAUCCAACGAACGUUGCAAUCCGUACAUUCGGCCAAGUCCACCACCGUAUACGGGACCAAGCAACCUGGCUGGGGUUCGAGCCGAUUUCUGACUACACGAGGAGCCAGCUAAGACGUGGUUUUGCUGAGGGAAUAAAAUUUCUUGUCGCAACUAUGAGGAGAACCGCAAAAUUCGUCGGAACUGGCUCCAUGUCGCAUACUUCUUCGAUAAUGCUCGUCGUUGGCAAUAAAUAGCUUUGAUAAUCGCGCGAAACAUGACACUUAAUUUUACAUUAUUAUUUAUAGCAAACAGACUAACUUCAAGUUGCCAUUGAAAUGUUAUAACUUAUUUAUUUAUUAUAAAGCAUUGUACAUAUCAUUCGACAAUUAUUUAAACUGCUAUCAUAUUCGCCUAUUAUAAGUUACAGAAUUUCCCUGCCAAUUUUCUACCAAAUACCGGAUGACUGUAUUCAAGAAUUUUAAGUAUUUUUUUCUGUAAAUGAGAGCUAUUCAUUCAAUUUUUUUUUCAAUGAAACGUACAAAACUAUGAAUUAUACAACUGGUAGAUAUGUAGUAAUUAUACAUAAUGAUAAUGACA
Molecule: messenger RNA, 2514 nt
Organism: Hylaeus anthracinus
Lineage: Eukaryota; Metazoa; Arthropoda; Insecta; Hymenoptera; Colletidae
Gene: Scgalpha
Product: epsilon-sarcoglycan
Exons: 10
Coding region: 758-2029 (423 amino acids)
Cellular component (GO): sarcoglycan complex; membrane
Molecular function (GO): calcium ion binding
Source: RefSeq, a predicted model, not a curated record